GUGAAGCAAAGUUGUAAGUUUUGGACUGUGGAGCGCCGCGCCGUCAAAGCGGCAAGCGCAGUUAUUGAUAAUUGAAUUAUUAUUUAGUGUAUCAUCUGUCUAAAUAAAAGGAAUUUUUUUAAAGUACUGCUCUCCUUUAAAAUAUUCAUAUUACUUAAAUAUUAAUUCACUGAUGCCAGAUUCUUUUAACUUUAAACUGCUAUAACUCUUAAAGUAGGGUCAUGCCUCCUGCAAAAGAUGAAAUGAUGCGAGAAAUUAAUUGUUUAGACCUUAACAUCAAUGAAAAAAGUCCUGCGAAAAAUAGUGUUCUAGUUGAUGUUAGAGCUUGUAACAAGCCAGCAGCAAAGGUAUGGUUCCGGGGUGUGCGAAGCUCCAAAUUCCGGCACGUAUAUGGAGUCCCGUUCAAACGCGAGCGAUGCUACGAUAAUAUAAAAAUAACGAGGAACGCUCACGACUCCAACUUUUGUGCGGUCAACCCAAAGUUUGUGGCCAUCGUCACUGAGGUCGCCGGUGGAGGAGCAUUCCUCGUACUACCUCUGGAUCAUACCGGGCGGCUGGAUUUCAACGCGAGCCGCGUGACGGGUCACAAGGGCCCCGUGUUGGACAUCAAGUGGAACCCCUUCAACGACAACAUCAUCGCGUCGUGCUCCGACGACUGCACGGUGAAGCUAUGGCACAUUCCCGACGGCGGUUUGUCGAUGCAUCUGACAGAGUGGCUCGUGGAACUGCACGGUCACAAGCGGCGAGUGGCUUACGUCGAGUGGCACCCCACGGCAGAGAACAUCCUGCUCAGCGCGGGAUUCGAUUACCUGAUAUUCGUGUGGGACGUCGGCAAGGGUGAGGCGGUGAAGAUAAUAGACUGCCACAGCGACGUGAUCUACUGCAUGUCGUUCAACCGGGACGGAUCACUGCUGGCCACCACCUGCAAGGACAAGAAGCUGAGGAUCAUAGAGCCCAGGCGGGGAAUCGUGCUUUCCGAAGGCCAAUGCCACAGCGGCACCAAGGCGUCGAAGUGCACGUUCCUGGGCAACCAGGGCAGAGUACUGACCACGGGCUUCUCUAGAUACAGCGACCGACAGUACGCCGUGUGGGAGCAGCACGAUCUCAGUAAACCGUUAGUCUGUGAGACCAUUGACAGCUCUUCUGGCGUUGUCUUUCCCUACUACGACUAUGAUACCAACAUGGUAUACCUGGCAGGGAAAGGAGAUGGAAAUAUCCGUUACUACGAAGUGGUCGAUGAUGCGCCCUAUGUGCAUUUCCUCAACCAGUUUCUGUCCGGCAAUCCGCAGCGUGGGCUGGGGUUCAUGCCGAAGCGUGGCGUGAGCACGUCUUCGUGCGAGGUGUUCCGCUUCUACAAGCUGCACACGGCGCGUGGGCUGUGCGAGCCCAUCGCCAUGGUCGUGCCGAGGAAGUCCGACUGCUUCCAGGAGGACCUAUACCCAGACACGGCGGCGCCGCAGCCCGCUCUGAGCUCUAAAGACUGGCUCAGUGGUAUGAACGCACCGCCCUUACUCAUCAGCAUGAAAACUGGUGUGACGAUUUCAACCCACAAGCCGCGAAUGAGCAACAAGGACGCGCCGGCAUUGCAGCCACAAGACGCUAACAACCGAAAGAAGUUCGCAUUCCUGUCGCGGGAGACCACGCCAGACUAUCGCCCGCUGGGCACCUGGCACCAUGAGAACCACCUCAACGACAACGAUCAUGUACACGCAAUGGACAAGAGUCAGAAGACGAGCGCGAACCAAAGUAUGAAGUUCCACCAGCUGCAGCGAAUGUUCGGCAAACAGAGCGAGGACAUGGAACCCGUGCCACUCUACAAGCAGAUAACACACGGUGACGUCUUCACCACUGAACACGAGCUGCGGCUUGCAUUCAACCGCCAAGGCGAAGAGCUGCGUAUCGUGAAACGUCAACUGCAGAACAGUCAGCAACGAGUGCGUGAGCUUGAGCAACACAUUGCAAUGCUGCAACGUGACAACUAACUACGUUGCUGUUUCUCUGUCUGCAGCUAGCUUCCGACGCUAAAAGUGUUUGUUUUCGAAAUGUGAGUCAUCCUUGCUUUAUUUAUUAUCUAAGCCUAAAAUAAUUUGGAUAUGUGAUAGGUGGUGAAUCAUGAUAAUUUGUUAGAUUAAGUGAUUGAGGGAAAGUUAUUGUGAAUAUUUGAUGUGGAUGUUCAAGUAUCAAUGCUUAGAUUAAGGAUUGGUCUCCACUACACUCUAACUACAUACCGCACUACCUAAAAACAAUAGCUUUUUAUAUUACAUUUAACUAUUACAUGCUUGUAUGCGUAGCAUCUUGACACUCAAUGGCACCUUUCAAAUUUUGUAACAUACGCAUUGUUUUAGUUUACAUUGAAAUUAAUAAAAUACAAAAUCCUUACAGAUAAUAUGUGAUCCCAGUGUCUUUCUUAUUUCAUGUAGUAUUAUUUUAUCAAAGUUUUACAUUCUAUUUUAGUUUCAAUUAUUAUAAGCGAAGUUUAACAGAGUAUGUAACACGUCAACGUCACACAUUGUUCGGUACUGGCUCGAGUACGCCCACUUGCGCGUAGUAUUAGUUGGAGUGCAGCGGAGACCAAUCCUUAAUCUAAGUAUCAAUGUAAUUGAAAUGCGGGCGUUUCGUCAAUGUUAAUGACAUGGUAAUAUAUUUCCAUAGACAAUAAUAUGUCAACAAGGAGCCGCAGUUAUAAGUUUACUCAUUUUAAUAUUUACGCUCAAUGUUCAAUGCAUUUUUUAUAUAAUAUGAAGCCUAAAAAUGAACAAGUAUUAACAUUGUAAACGAAAUUUAUGGAAUUGUAAAAUCAUUUUGUGGCUGGCCCCAUUAGUUGUGCCAAUAAUUUGCUUGGCGGCUAACUCGUGAUGUAAUACAUUAAUCAGCUUUUAAAAUGUAUUUGUAAUUGUUGUACUUUUACCUAUAUUAUAGUUUAUUGACUAAAUUGGCCUUAAAUUUGGGAUACAACUUUAUGUUUUUCUCUUGUAUAAGUAAAAGUAUGCAUUAAUUGAGUAGUUUUAUAAAUUUUCUUUUAUACUUUUUUUACCACAUGUUUAUGGUAUAUACUAUAUUUGUAAUUAAAUUUUAUCAUCAAAAUUAAUCAUUCCAAUUAAUUAAUUUUAUGCUUUGAUUUUUUACGUACAUUUCGUAUGAUAUUUUAUUAUUAUAAUUAAGUGUAAAAUAUAUUUUACUGUGUGAUCAUGACAUACGUUAGAACAUUAUUUUUUAAUGUGCAAUAAUUUCAGGGAUAUUGUGUUUGAUUUUGGCACUGUUUUGAAAUGCACAUAGAAGUAUUAUUUUUUAUUUGAUAAAAACACUUUUGUUAGUGAGUGUACGCAAGUCUGAGUUCAUUUUAGUGUUAAUGUUUGUGUUACUUAUGUUAAGUUUGUAUGGAUUGUUAAGUAAUGCUUGCUGUGGGAUCUUAUAGUGAUUUUAAUGAUGUAAGACGUGAUAGAAUUUAAGAACUGUAAUUGUUUCAUCUAUAAGAAAUAGCUUAUUUCAUGGCCUUAAAUAGACGUGUGGAAUUUCUAGUAUUUCUCGAUAGCAAGAAAAUAUUAUGUUGAAUGGCAGCUGAGACGUCGUAAACCCAGUAAAUUCACAGAAAAGCAAUCAAUGAUAUUAUAUAUAGAGGGGCAUUUUUUAUUACACACGUUGCAUGACUCGAAAAGCUUCCUUGUUGUCGUAGGUCAUAUUUUGGCAGUGAAUUAAGCUGUAUUUUUUUUUCUUAUUGUUUUAAUCAAUAAUCAAAUCGGUGUACUGCGCGGAACACAUAUCGGUUGUUUCAUGGGUAUAAUACAACAUACAUCUAUAUAAUAAUAUCACUGAUUGCAAACUGCGACUUUCUAUUGAUUGUCAUAUAUGAGAUCAGUUAUGCCAAAUUGUACCAUAAUCAAGUUAUUUAACUUACUUUUGAUCAAAAUUCCGUUUAAAUAAAUAAAGCGUGACACCUUCGUUGAUCAAGUGACAGGUUCUUGUGUUCGUCUCCCGCCUUCUACUUCCGCGACUACCGUGUUAUACGUGUGUCUAUGCGUUGCGUGAUGAAUUACUUAUUUUUUUUUUUGUUAAGUCCAUUAACGUAUGUUAUUAAUGUUAUUUUUUUUGAAGUGAAAACUUUUUCAGCUUUAUUCGUUGUUAUUUGAAAGUCGAUGAAACGAAAAAGCGAGACAGUAAAAAGAGACAGACAUAAAUUCAUAAGAUUUCGUGGGAGAAUAACAUAGUUUAUUGGUACCAGGCGAUCAUAGUUGAAGAAGAGAUUGUCUUAUGUAUGACGCGAGAAUGCCUUAAUAUAUUCUGACGUUAUGCGCAAGACGUAUUACUGUAUAGACACCAGGAGAACAUAAAUAUGGUAGCGGUAAUAGCGGUCUUAAAUAGCGGUUGAAAUUAUGUGUCAACCUAGCAACGCGUACCAGGACUUCAUAUGCAGUUUAGAGGUUCAGGCACAAGGUUUCACUUCUGACGUUUGUACUUUAACGCACGCAGUUUUUUUCGUCACCGUUUUUAAGCGGAAUUGUAAUGUAUAACGUAAUGUAUAAAGCAAUAAAAUUUUAU
Molecule: messenger RNA, 4536 nt
Organism: Leptidea sinapis
Lineage: Eukaryota; Metazoa; Arthropoda; Insecta; Lepidoptera; Pieridae
Product: coronin-2B-like
Exons: 12
Coding region: 222-1982 (586 amino acids)
Biological process (GO): actin filament organization
Molecular function (GO): actin filament binding
Source: RefSeq, a predicted model, not a curated record